AUGCUCCGCUGUGGCCGGGCCGGGCGACCCAGCCCUGAUGUGACACUCACAUCACUAUCCUCCGCCACGCAGAAGGCUCUGCUGGAAGCAGACAGCAAGGACGCAGAGCUGGGCAAGACGCUGAAUGGCCUGGUGGCGGUCGAUGAAGUUGCCCCAGAGCGGCGCAUUAACCCUGGUACUUGGAUCUCUGACCCGCCAGAGACCACAAACCUCUUGAAGCGUGGAACUUAA
Molecule: messenger RNA, 231 nt
Organism: Symbiodinium necroappetens
Lineage: Eukaryota; Dinophyceae; Suessiales; Symbiodiniaceae
Source: the annotation of a GenBank genome assembly